Molecule: messenger RNA, 1557 nt
Organism: Striga hermonthica
Lineage: Eukaryota; Viridiplantae; Streptophyta; Magnoliopsida; Lamiales; Orobanchaceae
Source: the annotation of a GenBank genome assembly
AUGGCUGACGGGCAACUAGUGAAGUGUGCCAAGUUGAAGUCUUCAGUCAACAGCCUUGGAAUUUCUGGAGUCCUUAGUAUGACCAAGGAAAGAUUUUUCUUUAGUGGAAAUGAGCCGACCUCCAAAAACCUUAAUGUGGAGUUUAGGACUAUUAAAGGGCAUCAAUUUAACAAGGUGGGUUCCAAUAAGCCAGCGCUUCUCAAACUUAAUCAACACCAGUGUGGUGACAUAAUAUUUGAAUUUGAAACUGUUUCCGAUCGUGACAUUUGCCGAGAAUUUGUGUCUAUUGUAUUGAAUGGAGGAAGAGAAAAAACUAGCUUUGAAAAGCCAACUCCUUCAUUACAGGAUGAACAGCUUAGCACAGUGGAAUUAGAGCACCGGAUUAAGUUACUUCAGGACGACAACGAAUUGCGGAAGCUUCACCAGCAAUUUGUAAGUGGAAGUAUACUCACAGAGGCAGAAUUUUGGGCCACUAGGAAGAAUCAGAACGGCAAAAGGCUACAGCAGAAAAUGGCCUUAAAGAAUGAAAUGUGGACUGUCAAACCCUUAUCGGAUGGUCAGUCUAACAGAGUUACAUUCAACUUGACUCCGGAGAUUAUCCAUCAGAUAUUUGCUGAGAAACCGGCUAUUCGCCAAGCAUACUUGAAUUUCGUACCCAAAAAGAUGUCAGAUAAGGAAUUUUGGACAAAAUUCUCAAGAGCUGAAUAUCUCCACAGCACUAAGAAUGUAGUUGCUGCUGCUGCCGAGGCUGCUGAAGAUGAAGAACUUGCUAUCUUUCUGAUGAAAGAUGUCAUUUUGACAAAGGAAGCUCGUAAAAAGUUGAGACGUGUUGAUCCAGCUUUGGACAUGGAAGCUGAUCUUGGCGAUGAUUACAUACAUAUCCCGGAUCACGGCUUAUGUUGUGAAGAGAGUAAGGAUGCCCGGGAGACACAAUAUGAGCCGUACAGAAGAGACUUCUCACAAGACCUCAAUCAACAUGCUGCUGUUGUGCUUCAAGGAAGAAUACUAGAUGAGCUUCGAGAUCCAAGGGCCAUGGCAGAAGCAAUUGCCCGCACAAAACAAGUCGAGAUGGCUAAUGAUGGGUUGAAUGGAAAUAUGGAGAAAGAUGUCUUGAAUAGGAUGUCAGCUAUGGUUGAGAUUGACGAUCUUCAGGGGCCUCGAGAGCCUACAGUUGCCCCCCUUUGUAUUAGGGAUCCCGUUGAGUACUUUGAUUCCCAGCAAGCCAAUGCAUUAAAAGCAUUAGGAGAUGCUGCAUCUGAUGGAAAGAGUUUAAAGUGUAACAUGAACACAAGUGAAGCGUAUGGUUGUUUAAGAGACCAUGUCUCGAAAAUUAGAAUGACGGGGUUAAGCAAACCAAUCUCAAAUCCAGAAAUUUCUUUUAAGGUGACGAGAUUGAGAGGUGCAAUGUCAAAUAUGUAUCCAAAGGUUCAGGAAAUUAAGGAAUCUGUGCAGCCAGACAUUCGCCAUCAGGUUUCCUUGCUUGUCCAUCCCAUGCUUCAGGCUUUAGAUGCUGCUCUAGAACAUUAUGAGGAAGAUAUAUUAAAGAGAUGUAGUUGA